GGGGGGGGGUGCAUCCAUUCCAUAGAAUUAGAGUGUUUCAGACAUGUUAGGUAGCCAUUUGCAAAGGGGGAAAACAGAGGACCCAAAUCGAUGUUUUCAAGUCAUUUGUCAAUGAUACUGUUCGUUUCGCUUGUUGUGGUUUACAACCUGAUUGAUGCUCUUUUAACAGCUUAUUUGCAUUCAAACACUUGUAAAAAGUGUUUAAAAUAAUGUCUUUCCAUAAUUUUGCUUCUGAGAGGUAAACCACUAAUCAGAUACAGGUCUGUAAUCAAUUACAGUGUAUGUCCAAUUUGAAAAUCGGAGAAACUCUAGCUUUUUUCCAUUCAUUUACAACGUCACCCUCCUAUGUAUAGAAAAGUUCUUGAUGAAACACAAAAUGUCGGCUACAAAAUCAAUACUCACUUUCAGUAAUUUCACAGAAAUUUCAUCCAUACCUGUAGCUUUCAAACUUGACAUUCUUUAAAUUUCUUUCUUCAAAAAUUGUAUAGAUACAGCACAUUUGGAAUUGUGAAUGAGUGAGCCUUUUGGCAUCAGUUGUUAGAUUUAUGCUCUUUUGCUAAUGAACAUUUCAAAUAAAAGAAAUUAACAAAAUCUUUACGUACGUGCGAUCCAUUUUAAUAUGCUCAGCACAACCUUUCAAGGAAGAUCAUGGCGUUAUUCAAAUUUUUAAAAAAAAUUCUUCAAUCUCCUUAUUCUUAUCUUGAUUAGAUUGAGGUAUAAGAUUCAGCUCGAAGGGAAGAGAGAGAAAGGAAAAGACAAAAUUGAAGUAUAAGAUUCAGCUCCAAGAGAAGAGAGAGAAAGGAAAAGACAGAGUUGUACAUGUAUAUUUUUAGAAUUUGGAGACCCUGUCAUGCCUAAUUAUCUAACAGCAGAUGAAAUCUAUGAUCUGUACGAGAGGUGUGUAGAUUUUGCAGAAGAAACAGACGACAGAUAUGCCUUUCUACCUCAGAUGUGGCGGGACAAACCCGAGCAUUACUGGAAGGAUAUAUUUGAAAAGAAAAGAGGCUUCAUGAUCCCUUACAUGAAAGACUUCAAUGGCGAUAAGAGGUCCGCCAUUAACGGAAACAUUAAAGGUCUCUUCUUCAGUUGUGGAAUUGAUCGCAAGAGCAAACGACCGCCAUAUUUCUCUUACUUUGGAAACAAACGUCUGUUUGUAGACGCUGGCGUUCUUCUGAACGAAUCGAAAAACUUGUAUUUUGCAGAUUUUUAUUGUCACUACUACAAUCACUAUGCGACAUUGGUGGUGACAAAUGAGGGGUCAAAGCAGGAUAUAUUCUGCAGGAAUCAUGACCUUUAUCAACUUGACCUUUUCGAUAAUCCUUUGUUGUUUCUUUAUAAUCACAGAGGAAGAAACUCCGUUUAUGUUACCCUUGGUGUCCGAGUAGAAUUAUUUUUUACUGACAAGUUGAAUAUUCCAGGUUUGCUGAGUACUGGAAGGGGGCGGUUGAUGAACGUCCAGUCACGUGGUCGUGGACGCAGUCGCAAAAAUGGAAUCCCCAAAAAAGAUGUAUGCAACAUUUGCAAUUUAUAAAUCCAGAGAACGGUAUUCACUUAGGGGUCACGCAGUAUUGUAUUGGUCGUACUCACUUCUGGUACCGUUUCGGAAUCUUUAAAAACAUGUAUUGAAAACAUGAAUAGUAUGAUGAUAAUCGCGUGAGGAAAGUAUUGGUAUUUUACUGGCCCCUAUAAAUUUUUUAUUGCUGCUAAUGAAUUAAAAACAAUUCUAUUUACAUGUACCUGUGAUCUGCUUUCACAUUAUUUUUGGGUGGAGUGACUGGAAGUGUAACUCUUUCUUUUGAAUAUCUCUGUCUUCGACAAAUAUCCAGUCAAAGGAAGCAUCACACUAUACAACCUAUCGGUAAAUAUUAUAGAUGAAAGGUGACGAUAACGAACAUUAAUCAAUAUCAUAACUCCUAUAAGCAAUGCAAAAUAGAGAGUGGGGCAAACACGGACCCCUGGACACACCAGAGGUGGGAUCAGGUGCCUAGGAGGAGUAAGCAUCCCCUGUCGACCGGUCACACCCGCCGUGAGCCCUACAUCCUGAUCAGGUAAAUGGAGUUAUCCGUCGUAGUCAAAAUCAGUGUGCCAAGAACGGCCUAACAAUCGGUAUGAAAUAGGCCAGACAGCAUUUGACCCAAUGAUAGGUUGUAUUGACGAACUAGAUCGUUAUAACGACCAUAGAAUUUGCGAAGUGCUGAUUUCAAUCGAGACUAUUGAAACCCCUGUACCAUCAACUUGUUUGUCAAUAGCUUGCCUCGAUUUAAAAGCUGACCAUACGCAGAACAAGCUCUUGCGUAUCGAAUCAGUUGAGAGAUAUUUUCGUGGACCGAAGGUGAUUAGUGAAUAGCCACUGGUUAAUUGUGAAACUCAUAAAAACUUUUUAUUUCGAAAUAUUUUAUGCGUCCUGUCCUCCUUGAUUUCUAGAGUUAGAAUUACUUUUUGUCAUGUCUCUUUUUUAUAUAUUGUACCUCUGACUAGUUUUAUUUAUUAAUCUACAUACAUGUAUGUUACUAUUGUAUCUCCAUGUACCAAUAUUGGUUUAAGAGAAUAAACAAAUAUCCGCUAAAGAAAGCAUCAUAUUACACCCUAGAACCGAUCGGUAAAUUAUAAUUUUUUCAUGGAUCGAAGGUACAUGUAAUCAGUAUGAGCCACCGUUUACUUGUGAAACCCAUAAAGAGACGAGUGUUUGGUCACUUUUCGUGUGUGUCGGAGGACUUAUAUCAUUGUAUUUUUCUGUUAUAUUCUGUUAAGUCGUGUAAUUUCCAUCAAAAACUUUAUAAAUGAAUUCUGCAAAAGAUGCAGAAUGUUGUAUUAUUUAAACCCAAGAAUACCCAUAAGAGAAAAAGCUCUGGAAUUCCGCAGCUCAGUAUUUGGUACUGACUAUUCAAUUUAACUAUGAAAUAAAAUAACAAAACAGCUUU
This is a messenger RNA of Ostrea edulis (European flat oyster), 2921 nucleotides long. RefSeq names its product phytanoyl-CoA hydroxylase-interacting protein-like. The coding region runs from base 851 to 1531 and encodes 226 amino acids. The record is from RefSeq and is a predicted model, not a curated record. NCBI's taxonomy places the organism in Eukaryota, Metazoa, Mollusca, Bivalvia, Ostreida, Ostreidae. The transcript has 4 exons.